AUGUUCGCAUACGAGCUUGAAGGUCUUAAGAGAUUAAAUAUUAACCCAAUCCGAUGGGGUAGCAGCUACCGUAUUAAGUACAAGAUCAGUCUAGGCAAGCUCCAAAAGAAUGUGGCUGCUGAUUUCAAGGAAGACAGUAAGUACCGAUUCUACCAAGGCAAGAACAUGGAGUCGCACCUCUACGAGGGAAUUCAGCCUGCUGAGUUCUACGACAAGCUCGAGAACGUGCUCGCAACCCAGAAGUCUGCCUUCAAGGUCAACAUCGCUCUUGGAUACAAGCUUGUCAGCAGAACUGAUGACAGCGAGACUCGCUACUUCCACCCGAAUAUUAGCAACACGUCUGUAUUUAGCACUCCUGUAGCUAUCAACAGCAAGGCUGAUAUUCGUAAGAAGGUGAUCUCGGAGAUUCGCUCCAUGGAGUUGGCUGACAAGCUUAACUACCCCAGCUCCGGGUACAUGGUGAAGGGGAUUACUGGCUUCAAAAUCUAUAUCUACCAACGCGACCAUGCUCUGGGUGAUAGCGAGGCUGUCAUUCCUAAGCACGUCAUCAACUUCCCCAAGACGAACAACAAGUGUGUCUUCCACUGCAUUGCUUAUCACAAGCAGGAGGGAGCCAAGAAGGAUCCUCGCAGAAUCCAGGCUCUGGUGAAACAAGCCUUCAAGCAGUACUGUUCGUACAAGGAGAUCACCUACACUCUGGGUCUGUUCCGCAAUUUCAAGCCUAUCGACAUUCUCCAAUUCGAUGAGCUUGAGGAGUGCUUCAAGCUGAACAUCAACGUCUUCAACAUGGAUGUUGAGACGGGCAAGGUUGAAUGCAUUCGCUGCUCGGACAAGGACUAUGAUUCGAUCAACAUCCUGUCGCACGAGAAUCACGCUCUCUACAUCACGAACGUUGAUAUGCUCCAGCAGAAGUACCAAUGCUCUACGUGUGAGAUGGUGUUUGUUAGCUCUGAUAAGCUACGCAACCACACUAAGAACCAAUGCGAACUCGUGAACAACGAAUCGUUCCCAGCUCAGCCAACCAUCUACCAACCCGCUCCGAACAGCAUUCGUUCCAUGCUGACUAAAUACUCCAUCAAGGAUGCUGACCAUUACAUCGAUCACUUCAUUGUCUAUGAUUUUGAGGCUAUCCUCAAGCCUACGGGUGUCAAAAACGGAGAGAAUACUAUCUUCGCAAACGAACACAUUCCUGUGUCUGUUUCCGUGGCCGACAGCUUGACUGAGGAGGUGCGAUGCUUUGUCAGCGAUGACCCGAAGGAGUUGCUCAAGGAUAUGUUCCAGUACAUCAAGGAAGUUGCGGCUAAGAUUCAGCAGUACAACGUCUCGAAGUACGAGUCUUUGCUCCGCAAAAUCAUCAACGUCCAUGGUUUGACUGACGCUGAGGUUCCUGGUCUAGACUUGGGUAAGACGUACAAGAUGGAUGAUGUCAAUGCUUGA
Phytophthora sojae is the source of this 1437-nucleotide messenger RNA. RefSeq lists its product as hypothetical. The transcript has 3 exons. The record is from RefSeq and is a predicted model, not a curated record. Lineage: Eukaryota; Oomycota; Peronosporomycetes; Peronosporales; Peronosporaceae. Bases 1 to 1437 code for a protein of 478 amino acids.